Messenger RNA from Arachis ipaensis, 1084 nucleotides. RefSeq lists its product as uncharacterized. The record is from RefSeq and is a predicted model, not a curated record. Gene Ontology annotation, molecular function: structural constituent of ribosome. Gene Ontology annotation, cellular component: ribosome. NCBI's taxonomy places the organism in Eukaryota, Viridiplantae, Streptophyta, Magnoliopsida, Fabales, Fabaceae. Gene Ontology annotation, biological process: translation.
AUUCCCAACAUGGAUUUGGUGAGAAAUAGGAGGCAAAUAGCUAACCGAAGUAGAAUUCCGAAAAUAUCCCUACCCUAACACCAAACGCCAAUAGCAGCGGUGUGCUUCCAGCACUUCAGCCUCGUUCAUCUGCGUAUCCCCUCCGGCGCCGGCAUCCUUAUCGUCUCCGUUGUUUCCAGAGAGAAAGACGGUGAUUGUGAAUUUCAGUCUUAAGCUAAAUGGGUUGUUAUCUUAGAUAUGGCAGACAUGGAGUUAAGCAGGUACUUAGAUUUAGAGAUGCUAGUUAUGAUAGUACUGCCGUAAAUCCAAUCUGGUAUGCUUCUCAAGGACUUCGAUACAUGAGGAAGCUCCAAGUCAUCCUCACCUCUGACGUAGAUAAGCUGGGAAAGGCUGGUGAUACUGUCAAAGUCGCCCCAGGAUAUUUUCGCAACCACCUAAUGCCAAAGCUCCUUGCUGUCCCUAAUAUUGACAAGUUUGCUCAUCUCAUAAGCGAGCAGCGCAAGAUCUGUCAGCCAAUUGAAGGAGAAGAAGAACAAAAGGAUGUUACAGUAAUUAAAGAGUCAAAGAAAGAUAUGAUGAAAGAGUAUGAAAGGGCUGCGCUUCGUCUUGAUAAAGCUAAGCUGGUCUUGCGGAGAUUAAUUGAUGUUCAAAAAGCAAAGGUCCGUGCAUCAAAAGAUGAUCCUUUGGAGUUACGUUCACCUAUGACAAAAGAUGCUCUUGUGGCUGAGGUGGCAAGACAACUAUGUGUGAACAUUGCACCUGAAAACCUACAUCUCCAAGUGCCUUUAGCAACACUCGGAGAAUAUGAGGUGCCGCUGCGUUUACCAAGGUCCAUUCCUUUGCCGGAGGGCAAGCUUAAUUGGACUUUGAAGGUUAAAAUUAGGAGUAAGUAGAUAAGUUACUAGGCUUGUUGAAUCUGAGUAAUAAACCUUGACAGUUUUGGUGUAUGAUGAUGGAUUAAACAUCCUGGGAGCAUGUAUUGAGAUUAAUUCAUCAUUUAUAUCGAGCAUCACAUGGUUAUGUUCAUAACCAAUUUGAGAGGAUGACAAAUCUUUUAUUGAAACUGCAGAUACUUUUUCAACCA